Paramecium sonneborni is the source of this 193-nucleotide messenger RNA. The record is from the annotation of a GenBank genome assembly. Lineage: Eukaryota; Ciliophora; Oligohymenophorea; Peniculida; Parameciidae.
AUGGUUGAUCUACACCCAACAUUUUUAACAUAGAGCAAAUCUAAGGACAUGAAGGAUAACCAUUAUAAGUUGGUGUUCCAUAGUAACAUGUAUAUAUUAAUUUUAUUUAGGUUCUGUACAUAAACUACAGGAAGGAUAACAAAUUAUUUAGUAAACAUUGAAUAUAUGUUUCUAAUUGAAAUCUAGCAUUUGA